UACUGGUGGAGUCAGAGCAGGGGUGGCCUCCUGUGCUCUGUAUGUUCACUGUGAAGAAGCAAGUAAGCAUGGCUGUUCCCAGCAGCACAGUGUUUGACUGCAUUGUAUUAGGAGCUGGAAUCCAGGGUUCUUUCACUGCCUAUCACUUAGCCAAAAACCAUAAGAAGACCCUUCUACUGGACCAGUUCCCCCUUCCCCACUCCAGAGGCAGCUCUCAUGGGCAGACAAGAAUUAUUCGUAGAGCUUAUGCAGAAGAUUUUUACACCAACAUGAUGGAAGAGAGUUACCAACUUUGGGCAGAGUUGGAAAAAGAGUCUGGAAUCCAACUGUACAGGAAAACAGGCAUUGUCGUCAUAGCCCCAACUGGAAAUGAAGAAUUUGAGUUAAUAUGUAAGAAUAUGGAAGAAGGACAAAUGUCAUGGGGCACUCUGACGCAAGAGGAAUUCAUGCAGAAAUAUCCAGGGUUUUUACUAAAGCCUGGAGAAGUUGUCUGCUGUGACCAUGAUGGUGGAGUUCUGAGCGCCGACAAAGCCUUACGGGCUGUGCAGGAACAGUUUAAAAAAAUGGGUGGAGUAAUCCGAGAUGGGGAAAAAGUAACACACGUACAGCCUGGACAGGUGGUGACUGUGACAACUGCUUCUAGUGUUUUUGAAACCGAAAAAUUAGUCAUCACUGCAGGCCCAUGGGCCCAGAAAGUGCUUAGCCCUCUUGGCCUUGAACUACCUCUGAAGACGCUGAGAAUCAAUGUAUGUUACUGGAAAGAGAAGAUUCCUGGAAGAUCUGGACUUCUGCAGAACAUCCCUACGUUCUUGGGUGUAAAUCUGAAUGGAGAAGAGCAUGAGGUGUAUGGACUACCCUCCCAGGAGUAUCCAGGGCUAUUUAAGAUUUGCUUUCAUGGUGGAAAUGAGGCAGACCCUGAAGAGCGUGAGCUUCAGGACAAACCCAACAAAAUUGAUGAUAUUAAAAUACUGUGCAAUUUUAUUAGCCAGUACCUUCCGGAUUUGCACCCCAAGCCUGCCGUGAUAGAACAGUGUAUGUAUACGAAUACACCAGACUGCAAUUUUAUUUUGGACUACCAUCCUGUCCACAAAAACAUUGUCAUAGGAUCUGGAUUUUCAGGUCAUGGUUUCAAACUUUCGCCACUGGUUGGGAAGAUCUUAUGUGAGCUCAGCAUUGGGAAGCAGCCAAUAUAUGAUCUCAAGCCGUUCCGUAUAAGUCGAUUCAAGACCCAAUAGAUUCACUUUUAUAAAGCAAUACUAAGAACAGAAGUAGAAAAGAUGAAUUUUUGAUUUAAGAUUUGUGAAUGAUAUCCAGAGGCACAACUAACUACAUGUAUAACAACAAAGAGUCUAUGAUGUUAUCCAGUGAAGCAACCAUGAUGAUGGCUUUUAAGAUGACAUAUAAUAUCUGAUAACAUGUUGACGACACUAUAACUUGUAAUCAUCUAUAGAGUUUUCAUGUCUCCAAAAUUUGUGAUUAGUGAAUAACAGACAUUUCAAUUCUGAUAUGAUUAAUUCAAUAUUUUCUGGAAAAAUAAACAUGAAAAUACAUACUGACCAAAACUGAA
Messenger RNA from Bufo bufo (common toad), 1567 nucleotides. It is a transcript of the gene PIPOX, whose product is annotated as pipecolic acid and sarcosine oxidase. Gene Ontology annotation, cellular component: peroxisome. The record is from RefSeq and is a predicted model, not a curated record. NCBI's taxonomy places the organism in Eukaryota, Metazoa, Chordata, Amphibia, Anura, Bufonidae. The transcript is spliced from 8 exons. Gene Ontology annotation, molecular function: L-pipecolate oxidase activity; sarcosine oxidase activity; flavin adenine dinucleotide binding. The coding region runs from base 42 to 1235 and encodes 397 amino acids.